UUGUGUGUAGUUAAGAAAAAUCAAUUUAUUUUUGUUUCCAGUGUACAUUUACUUGGCAUUGACUGUCAAUAAGUGGAUUUAUUGGAUUAUAAUCUCUUCUUUAUUUCUCUGCGAUCAAUGCUCCUCUACCACUUGGAUAAGCAACUCUAUGAUUUUUGCACAUUGCAGUGUAAAUAAAUGAUACUUAAAAAAAAGUAAUACAUAUAAUUGAUAAGGUACAACACCAUUAAGUGAUUCUUAUAAAUAUAAAGAUAUACAUGAAAAAAAUAAUUAUAUAUAAAAAUCUAUAUUUUUUUGAUUGAUUCAAAAAAUAAAAUUGAAUUAAGAAGAAGCAGCAGCAGCAUCAGCAACAAAAAUUUAUGUGUGUGAAUUUCAGUUUUAAUUAAAGUAAAUUAAUGCUUUGUUAAUGAUAUACAAGUAAGAAUAACGCGAAAAAUUCAAAAAAAAUGAGUACCACCAUGACAAAUAAUAAUAAUACAACAACAACAACAAACACGGCGAAAAAUCCAAUUAUACCGCCAAAAUUCUAUCAAAUUUGUCGCCUAUGUCUCGCCUUGUGCAGUGAUAGUGAAUCAAAUCGCUUGUUUAGCGACUCGAGCAGCACAUCCACUGGCAACUAUGUGUUGGGCUCGCAUGGCAGCAAAAAUAGUAACUUGCGUUCCCUGCAAUCGUCCAUCAUCAAGUUAACGAACAAGCAAAAGCAACAGCAAGCUGCCGAUGAUUUUGACUCGUCGAAAGACCAGCGACAAGCAUCUCCGAGCAAUAUCGAUAAUUGCUGCUAUGACGAUGACUCAGAUUUAGAUAUUACCAAUCGGAUAUUAUCAUGUCUUUCCAUUGAGGUGUUACCAAAUGAUAAAUUGCCAAAUGUUGUUUGUGAGGAAUGUAGGGACCAAUUAGACUCGUGUUAUCGAUUUCGGAGAAUGGCACGAAAAUCACAGAAAUCACUGCGGAAUUUUGUCGAGUACACGGAAAAGUUGAAUGGAAGUCCACAGGAACAAUUGUCACAGGCAACCGAAGCGCUCGACGACAUGCUCCAGUCGUUCGACUCAAAGUCGGCUGCCGAACAAACGGCCGUUGCCGCACUCACAGCAUUACGUAAUAACAAUAAUAAUAAUCAUACAACAAAAACAGUUACCUCAGUACUUAGUAAAACACAUCUCCAAAAUUUGGAAGCCAAUUCAGUAUCUGUGAUCCCAAUUGAUACGUUAUCGAAGCAACAACAGCAACAGCAGCAGCAAACUAACAAUUCAUCCGUGAUAAAUGCAACAUUUCACCAAAAAACUUCACCACCGCCUCCUCCGCAACUUUUGCCAGUAAAUGCAGCGGCAUUGCACCAACAGAAAUUGUCUCAUUUGCAGCAACAAUUGGAAACUGCGGCAGUUCUCAUGGAUAUUAGCAAGAAGGUCAUUAUUUCGCCGCCCAGCUCGAAUCCGCAAUCGCCGAGUGUGGGAGAUGCGAGCACGCAAAACAAGAAUCCGCAAAGUAUUACCACGAAUGUGAUAAAGAAUCAGGAUUUUACCAACAACGCCUCCAUCAAACGUUCACCGAGCACGGAAGAAAUGGACCUCAGUGUCAAGCGCAUCAAGUUGGAACAUCCCUCGUUGAACUCGAAUCUCAAAAUUUCCAAGCCCUCGAAUCACUUGAUCAUCAAAAACGCUGGCAUCGAUCCCGCAACGAAAACGAGUCACAUCAAGAUCGAAAAUCACAAUUCCGACUCGAAUGACAGCAGUGACUCGGAUCGCUUGCAAAUGGACAUUUCCGACGAAAAUGUGGGCGAAUUGCAAGUCACGCAAAUCAAAGGUCGUCACAAUCAUCGAAACAAGCAAAUUUUCGUGGGACGCGAAACUCCCGACAGUUUGGCAUCCGACGAACACAAUGCCGAAGGAACUGAUCCCGCAACGACUCAAUUGUGGCAAGCACUUGCUCAGUAUCCUAAUGGAGGUGGCAACGAAGCAACGCAACUUUUGCGCAAAAUGAUUAAUUGCCGUUCAUUGGGACUUCCGUUCUCGGCGGCGCUCAGUAUUACUGGUGCCUUGUCGCCAGACCAACCAUUGCCGUUGCUGAAGGGCGACGAUCAUCGUUCGCACCAUCAAAAGACGUCUUCGGGCCGUCGGAAACAAUCGUGUCCCUCACGUGCCUCCGCUUUGGACAAAUUGGCAGCAGCUGGAGCUGAACUCGCAGAACGGAGUGAACUCGAUACGUCGACGGAGCAAGAUUCGAAUGCCGCGGCGCAACCUUGGAUUAAUUACGAUGAAAUUGCGGCAGCAGCAGCAGCUGGAGGAAAGCAACAAUCGCCCGUUGUGGCAACGAAUAACAACAAAAACCAAAAUAAUACUCAGUCCUCGAAGGAUAUGUCGUGCACGAAUUGCGGAACUACCACGACGACGAUUUGGCGUCGAAAUGUCAAGGGCGAGAUGGUUUGCAAUGCAUGCGGAUUGUACUUUAAAUUGCAUGGCGUCAAUCGGCCUCACACGAUGCGACGAGAUACGAUCCACACACGCAGACGGCGACCAAAGGGCGACAAAUCUGGAAGAAGAAAAUCCAAGAAUCAAGACAUCCAAGAACAAGAAUCAGCUGACUCGACGGAACGUGGUGCUAACGACAACUUUCAAACACUUGCGAAUCACAAUCUCUUAAUUGCUCUCGGGGCUCGUGGCGGAGCGCCUCCAGCUUUUUCGAUGCAGCAAUACUCCGACUUCAUUCGGUCCCAAAACUUCCAAAUGGGCACACAAAUUGAGACAAACCACAAAGCAGGUAGCGCCGGAAGCGACAAAGAUCUCGACGAGACAGGCAGUGCAGAUGCCGCCGACGACGAUAGCGGAGCAGAAAAUGACAUUGAUUCAUGCAAUUUACCCCUAAACUUGGUUGCUACUCAAUUGGGUGCUGAAUCGCCACAACGUUAACUUUUUUUUUCAUUAGUUACUUAGUUUGCAACACACACACACAUAAAUAGGCCAGAAACUUGAUUUAACGAAAAAAAUACUUAAAAAGAAGAAAACUUGAAGCAAUUUGAAUUGAUUGACACACGAGAUGUCGCAAAACGGAACAAAAAAAGCAAUUUUGUUAUCUUUUAUCAUCAUUAUUACUACACGCAACGCGACUGAAUUUCAUCCAAGCAAUAUUUAUUUUUAUUCACUGGAAUAAAUUUUCACUUAAAUAUUUUUUUCAGUCGCUUUUCCUUAAUUUUUUAAUAUGAAAAAAAAAUCUUGCCUUACAAAAAUUACCACAAAUUAUUCGAAUACUUAUGCAUUUGAUUCAAAAAUUAAAACUUAAAUACAAAAAAAAAUCUUACUUAAUAUAUUUCACACACAAGUCUUUCCAGUCCAUAAAAAAAACUUAAAUUUGACUUAAAACUUUUAUCAAAAAAAUUUCAUGA
This is a messenger RNA of Culicoides brevitarsis, 3376 nucleotides long. RefSeq lists its product as uncharacterized. Gene Ontology annotation, cellular component: nucleus. Gene Ontology annotation, biological process: cell fate commitment; negative regulation of transcription by RNA polymerase II; positive regulation of transcription by RNA polymerase II. The transcript has 7 exons. Gene Ontology annotation, molecular function: zinc ion binding; DNA-binding transcription factor activity, RNA polymerase II-specific; RNA polymerase II cis-regulatory region sequence-specific DNA binding. Bases 447 to 2903 code for a protein of 818 amino acids. NCBI's taxonomy places the organism in Eukaryota, Metazoa, Arthropoda, Insecta, Diptera, Ceratopogonidae. The record is from RefSeq and is a predicted model, not a curated record.